This is a messenger RNA of Syngnathus typhle (broad-nosed pipefish), 3530 nucleotides long. It is a transcript of the gene l3mbtl2, whose product is annotated as L3MBTL histone methyl-lysine binding protein 2. Gene Ontology annotation, molecular function: zinc ion binding. The record is from RefSeq and is a predicted model, not a curated record. Bases 135 to 2486 code for a protein of 783 amino acids. Gene Ontology annotation, biological process: regulation of DNA-templated transcription. NCBI's taxonomy places the organism in Eukaryota, Metazoa, Chordata, Actinopteri, Syngnathiformes, Syngnathidae. The transcript is spliced from 19 exons. Gene Ontology annotation, cellular component: nucleus.
UGAUGACGUAGAAUGUAAGCGACCGUCGUUUCCUCUGUAAACAACUUGUACCAUCAGUGUGAAAACCUGAUCUAAAUGGGCCAACGUCUGAAAAUCCCGAUCCAAUACCAGCAACGUCUGAGGAGAUAGAGCGGAUGGCACGCAAAAGGAAAGUGCUAACCCAAAGAACCGUAGACACCCCUGAUGCAUCACUGGAAAUGCCUUACCACUGUGUGGCGUACGGAUGCGGCAAAACUGCGGAAAACCAUGUCACACUAUUUCCAUUCCCCAAAGACCCUGAGGAAUUUCGUAAAUGGGAGAAGCAAGUUCAACGUACUCGCAGCGACUGGUUGGCCUCACCCAACUGUCACCUCUGCAGCGAGCAUUUUGGCAAAGACUACUUUGAGUCCAUAUCACCCUUAGGGGUUCCGAAACUGCGAUCCGGAGCAGUUCCCACUGUGUUUGUCCGUCCGCACUGCACUUCCUGUUAUGGCACUGGCUGUGAUAAAUGCCUUGCUACCGUCAAGCAUUGGAGCAUUGAUGCAGAACCAAAAGAGCGUAAUAUUACAAGUCCUUCGCCGGCAAAUAUUGUUGAAAUAGUACCAUCACAGUCAAAAGAUCCAGAUGGACCAAGUGAUGAGCAAAAACAAGGACAACAAAACGAGCAGUCUAAAGUAACACAAACAGUGGCGUGUGAGACGUGUGGUAUACGUGGGUGCAGUAGCAGCUUUUACUCAAAAAGCAAACGUUUCUGUAGUCUAACCUGCUCACGCUCUUUUGCAUCUCGCUUCAAGAAGUCCGUCAUGCGGGCACGCCUGCAGGAAAAUCCUCUUGCAAAAAAGGCCAAAAUAUUUAGCAAAUUUACCAAAGCUCGCUCGGCAGUACUAGAUGCACCUGUUACAGUUUUCAAUUGGGGUGACUACUUGGAGAAGGAAACAUCCUUGGGGGCAUCCGUCUCUUCCUUCAGACAUGCUCCCAUGUGUGCCCAAUGGGACGACAUCAAUGUGGGGAUGAAAGUAGAAGUCUUGAACAGCAACGCAGUGCUGGCGACGAAGGUUUACUGGAUCGCUACUGUCAUACAAAUUGCAGGAUACAAAGCCUUGUUGCGAUACGAGGGCUUUGAGCAUGACAGCAGUCGUGAUUUCUGGUGCAGCCUCGUUUCGGGCGAGCUGCACCCCAUCGGGUGGAGCGCCAUGACUGGCAAGCUCCUGGUGCCGCCACAAGAUGUCACCAACAUCCUUGACUGGAAAGAAUAUCUGAUGAAAAAGUUGGUGGGAUCCCACACUUUGCCUGUUGAGUUCUACCUCAAGCUGAACGAGAGCCUGAAGCAGCAAGCUUUCAAAGUGGGCAUGCGCGUGGAGGUGGUUGACCCCAAAUACAUCAGCCGGACCCGCAAGGCCGUCAUCGCAUCCAUUACUGGUGGGCGCCUACGGCUGUUAUACACGGACCAGAGCGACUCCCCCGACAACAUUGUGACGGAUUUUUGGUGCCAUCUGGCUAGUCCUCUCCUGCAUCCGAUUGGUUGGUCCAAACAAGUGGGUCACGACAUCAAAACACCCGGCGUGAAAUCACCUGGUGCUGGUUUGAAGGGUAACUGUGACAGUACGUACAACUUCUUUAAAAAGCCCAGAUAUGUCUACAUGGACGGGUGUUUCUUUGAGGAGGGAAUGAAGCUAGAAGCUAUUGACCCUCUAAACCUGGGCAGCAUCUGCGUGGCAACUAUACACAAGGUGCUGUCAGACGGUUAUCUGAUGGUCGGCUUUGACAGUGGGUCAUUGCUCCUUUCCGACCGGUUCUGUUACCACGCUUCCUCUCACGGAAUCCUUCCCAAAGGCUUCUGCAAAAAGAAUAACAUCCCACUCACUGUGCCACGAGGUUUUGAUCCCAGGACCUUCAACUGGGAAGAUUACCUGGAGCAGACCAAUUCAAAAGCUGCACCUCCACAUCUGUUCAACACUGACUAUCCAGGUCACGGCUUCACCCCUAACGUGAAACUGGAAGCGGUGGACCUGAUGGAACCACGACUGGUGUGCGUGGCCACUGUGAAGCGUUGCGUGGGACGCUUGCUCCUCAUCCACUUUGACGGCUGGGAUGAUGACUUUGACCAGUGGGUCGACCACGAGUCCCCCGACAUCUAUCCCAUUGGCUGGUGUGAGCUCACCGGCUACCAGCUUCAGUCACCCCCUGGACUCGCAGUUGAAAACCACGUGGUACAGGUCAAGAAGACAAAGGUACCCUUCUUUAGGGGAAAAAAGAGGAAGAAUGCAAAGAAGCGCUCCCACCUUCUUCAUAAAAUUAAGGACGACGACGACGGUGAUGACUAUCAACAAUCACCUUUAAGCAACGCUUCUGCUCAACCUCCAUUCAAGAAAAACAUGACUUCUCCUCCAAACAUGCUCCUUGUCCAACCCAAAAGAGAACCAGAGGAGCAAGAAAUUGCUGCAGUGGAGGUGAAGGUAGAGGAGGUGGAAAUGGAGACUCUAAUCACCAGUCCAGCUCAAACAUAACACUUCAGGAAACCUCGGCAAAGAGACUGCAGAACAUCAAGUGAUGCGUGGUGACUAUUUAUGUCUUUUGUGUCCAGAAGAAAACUUGUUUUUGAGCAGAGGUCUAGAAGUGGACACAGGAGACUGGGAUAGAAUCAGGGACUUGAAGAAAAAAAUGAAAUGAAGUUUUCCUGUUUCCUGUUGUUGUUUUUCCAUUACUGUGUACCGUUUUUUUCCAUGUAUAAUGCACAAUUAUUUUUUUUUUUGAAGAAAAUCAUGGUACAACAAUUUUUGAAGAAAAUCUUGUCACGGAUGGUGCUUUACAACGUCACUUUCCUCUCUUUUCAUUUUAACCUAACUGAUCGCGGUGGUGCCUUUCUGGGCAUUCGGAGAAAUCAACGCCAACAAAAAAAAUACAUCCAGCCUAGUUAAGAAAUCACCAGAAAGAUCACCAUGACAAUUGUGAAUAAUAAAUAAUUGUGAUAAAUAACUGGAACAUCACUCAAAUAUUGGUGAUCCCGUUGAGAGUCUCACAUAUUUCUUUGCUAUCGAGUUUGCUACUGCAUGCGCAGUCAUACUGACCGGCAGAAUAACAUCCGGUUGUUCCCAAAGAUGAUCUUUUUUCUGAAAUAAUUUUACUUUACGGACUUAAGUAACCCGGCCGGGUCAUACCAAAGACUAUAAAAAUGGGACCCAUUGCCUCCUUGCUUGGCACUCAGCAUUAAAGGUUGGAAUUGGGGGGGUUAGAUCACAAAAUGAUUCCAGAGCGCGGCGCCGCUGCUGCUCACUGCUGCCCUCUCUCCCAGGGGAUGGAUCAAAAUCACGCGGGGAUGGGUCAAAUGCAGAGGGCAAAUUUCACCACACCCAGAUGCGUGUGUGACUAUCAUUGGGACUUUAAAAUAAAAAUAAGCUAAAAUUUGGGUGCGUAUUAUUCAUGGGUACAGGCUUUUUUCCAGCAUUGACAUGCCAUUUUUAGGGUGCGUAUUAUACAUGGGGGCGCAUUAUACAUGGAAAAAAAACUGUAAUUUGUUUAUAAGUCAAUGUCUUAAAAAAUCUUGAGAUCAA